Molecule: messenger RNA, 917 nt
Organism: Bubalus bubalis (water buffalo)
Lineage: Eukaryota; Metazoa; Chordata; Mammalia; Artiodactyla; Bovidae
Product: 40S ribosomal protein S26-like
Exons: 2
Coding region: 1-456 (151 amino acids)
Biological process (GO): translation
Cellular component (GO): ribosome; cytosolic small ribosomal subunit
Molecular function (GO): structural constituent of ribosome; mRNA binding
Source: RefSeq, a predicted model, not a curated record
AUGAAGGGAUCUGGUGCUUCAACAAGAAGGUAUUACAAAUACUACUUCAAGAACUUCCUUCUCCCAUUAAAGACCUUGUUCUCACUCUCUCGGCUCCGCGCUUCCAAGAAGACCAAGAAAAGAAGGAACAACGGUCGUGCCAAAGAGGGCCGUGGCCACGUGCAGCCUAUUCACUGCACCAACUGUGCCCGAUGCGUGCCCAAGGAUAAGGCCAUUAAGAAAUUGGUCAUUCAGAACAUCGUAGAGGCCGCAGCUGUCAGGGACAUUUCUGAAGCGAGUGUUUGCGACACCUAUGUGCUUCCCAAGCUGUAUGUGAAACUACAUUGCUGCGUGAGUUGUGCCAUUCACAGCAAGGUUGUCAGGAAUCGCUCUCCAGAAGCCCGGAAGGACCGAACACCUCCACCCCGAUUUAGACCCUCGGGUGCUGCCCUACGUCCUCCACCAAAGCCCAUGUAAGGAUCCAAGUCCUUAAAGACUGAAGAAAUACUGGUUUCUCUGAAAAGACAAUAAAAUAGAAAUUAUACUUUAUGUAGCAUGUUGAAUAUAUGUUGCCAGAUGGAGUGGGGUUUGUAACAUCUUAUUUCUGUCUUUGGUCUCCCCAGUUUGCAUAGCUUAGGGGUGGGGGCGAGGAAUUAGGGCAUCUGUGUUUGAUUAAUUCAUCCUGGCAAAUGGCUUAAGUUGGUGUCUUAAAAAUGGGGAGGAAGCUAGCAGAGUGAGGGAUUCUUUUUAGAGAGAAAAUGAAGAUAUUUAGGACUACUGGUAAAUAUACUUGGUGCCACACUGAGAAAGUUUCUAUAAGAAAGCACAUGUUUUAGGAAGCUGUAAAUGGUAUUUAUGAGUUCGCCACUUUACAGAAUGCUAAUGAAGAAACACAAGCUGAAAUCAAGAUUGUGGGGAGAAAUAUCAAUAACCUUAGA